CCGUCUCUCCCACCGUGUCUCUCUCUCUCUUCCCCAUUUCGCUGCUUUGUUUUCAUUGUCGCUCUUGUGAUCAUGGCUGCUCACUCUACCGAAGAACCGUUCCCCUUCCACGGCCUGCUCCCCAAAAAAGAAACCGGCGCAACGUCCUAUCUCACCCGGUUCCCCGAGUACGAUGGCCGAGGGGUGCUCAUCGCCAUCCUCGACACCGGCGUGGACCCCGGGGCCCCCGGCAUGCAGGUCACACCUGAGGGGAAGCCAAAGAUCAUCGACAUCAUCGAUACAACAGGCAGCGGUGACGUGAACAUGACCACAGUGGCAGAGCCUAAAGAUGGGACAAUCGCUGGCCUUUCUGGUAGAACGCUUAAGAUUCCUCCUGCCUGGGUCAAUCCAUCAGGGAAGUUUCGCAUUGGAGUUAAAAAUGGCUAUGAGUUCUUCCCUAAGGCUCUCAAAGAAAGAAUACAGAAAGAGCGUAAGGAGAAGAUGUGGGACCCACCACACAGAUCAGCGCUUGCUGAGGUCUCUCGCAAGACGGAAGAGUUUGACCUCUCUCACCCAACACCCUCACAGAUGGAGAAGUUGCAGAAAGAAGAGCUGCAGAGUCAAUCAGAGCUGCUGGCAUCACUAGAAAAGAAGUACAGCGAUCCCGGUCCUGUAUAUGACUGUGUGCUUUGGCACGACGGAGUCACAUGGAGGGCUGUAGUUGACACUUCAGAGUGUGGAGAGCUGUCCCAGUGCACUGUGCUGUGCUCGUACAGAGAGACGCAAGAGUAUGCCACGUUAGGAAUUGCUGAGAUGCUUAACUACUCUGUCAAUAUUUAUGAUGAGGGAAACACACUCUGCAUCGUCACCAGUGGAGGGGCUCAUGGGACACAUGUGGCAAGCAUUGCAGCAGGUUACUUCCCAGAGGAACCUGAGCGCAACGGUGUGGCCCCCGGUGCCCAAAUCCUCGCUCUAAAGAUUGGAGACACCCGACUUAGCACCAUGGAAACUGGCACAGGACUCAUCCGUGCGAUGAUUGAAGUCAUCAACUACAAGUGUGACCUGGUUAACUAUAGCUACGGGGAAGCAACCCACUGGCCCAAUUCGGGGAGGAUUUGUGAGGUGAUCACAGAGGCAGUGCAGAAGCAUAACGUGAUGUUUGUUUCGAGUGCGGGGAACAAUGGCCCGUGUCUCUCCACGGUCGGCUGCCCUGGGGGAACCACCGGCAGUGUCAUAGGAGUUGGAGCAUAUGUGACUCCAGACAUGAUGGUGGCAGAGUAUUCCCUGAGGGAGAAACUGCCUCCCAACCAGUACACCUGGUCGUCCAGGGGCCCCAGUACAGACGGGGCCCUGGGGGUCAGCAUCAGUGCCCCUGGCGGCGCCAUUGCAUCUGUACCCAACUGGACUCUCCGUGGUACCCAGCUGAUGAACGGCACAUCCAUGUCGUCUCCUAAUGCCUGUGGAGGCAUCGCACUAAUCCUCUCAGGACUGAAGCAGAACGGCAUUGUUCCCUCUGUUCCUGCGGUCAGGAGAGCGCUAGAAAACACAGCUCUGAAGGUUGACGACAUUGAGGUGUUUGCACAGGGACAUGGAAUUAUCCAGGUGGACAAGGCAUUAGACUACCUCACUCAACACGCCUCUUUACCCACAAGCCACCUAGGCUUCUCAGUAAGUGUGGGAACACAAAGAGGUAUCUACCUCAGGGACCCAGCCCAAAUUCUUGCACCCUCAGAUCAUGGAGUCGGGAUUGAACCCAUCUUCCCAGAGAACACAGAGAACUCUGAGCGAAUCUCCUUGCAGCUACACUUGGCACUCACAUGUGCUGCCCCAUGGGUCCAGUGCCCCUCCCAUCUAGAGCUGAUGAACCAGUGUCGCCAUGUCAACGUCCGCAUCGAUCCUGUGGGACUGAGAGAGGGAGUGCACUACACGGAGGUAUGUGGGUAUGAUACAGCAGCACCUACCUGUGGCCCCCUGUUCAGAGUUCCAAUCACAGUUAUUAUCCCCGCCAAAGUGACUGAUAGUCGUAAUCAGGAGAUGUCUUUCACAGACGUCCACUUCAGACCAGGCCAGAUCAGACGCCACUUCAUCGCUGUUCCUCAGGGAGCCUCCUGGGCAGAGAUCACACUGACCUCUCAUUCGGGUGAUGUGUCGUCAAAGUUUGUUCUCCAUGCGGUUCACUUGGUCAAGCAGAAAGCGUACAGAGCUAAUGAAUUCUACAAGUUCUCUUCGCUGUUGGAACGAGGCUCAUUAACUGAGGCUUUCCCUGUGCUGUCAGGUAGGGUAGUAGAGUUGUGCAUUGCACGCUGGUGGGCGAGCCUGGGUGACGUCACUGUGGACUACAGCAUCUCGUUCCAUGGACUCAGCACUUCCCCUUCACCCCUGCACAUACAUGCCUCGGAGGGAGUGACGAGCUUUGAUGUUUCGUCGCCUCUGAGGUACGAGGAGGUGUCCCCCACUAUCACCCUCAAGUCUUGGGUUCAGCCUCUCAGGCCCUUAAGUUCAAAGAUAAAAGCCCUGGGAAUGAGGGACGUUCUGCCUAACAACAGACAACUCUAUGAGAUUGUCCUCACCUACAGCUUUCACCAGCCUAAGAGUGGGGAGGUUACCCCCAGCUGUCCAUUGCUGUGUGAGCUGCUGUAUGAGUCAGAGUUUGACAGUCAGCUCUGGAUGCUGUUUGAUCAGAACAAGAGAUUACUGGGCUCCGGGGACGCCUACCCACACCAGUAUUCUCUGAAGCUGGAAAAGGGGGACUACACUGUGCGUCUGCAGGUCCGCCACGAGCAGUCCAGCGAGCUGGAGCGCCUUAAGGACCUGCCGUUUGUGGUUUCUCACCGUCUGUCCACCACACUCAGUCUAGAUGUCUUUGAGACACACCGUGCUGCCCUCAUGGCCAAGAAGAAGGCAAACUCUGUUACCUUGUGCCCGGGUGCCACACAGCCAUUCUAUGUCACGGCUCUGCCUGACGACAAGAUCCCAAAGGGAACGAGUCCAGGAUGCUAUCUCUCUGGCUCCCUGGUUGUCCCCAAGAGCGAGUAUGGCAAGAAAGCAGGGCAGGCCUCUGCAAAACGACAAGGAAAGUUUAAAAAGGAUGUUGUUCCAGUCAUCUACCACCUAAUUCCUGCUCCCAACAAAACAAAGAACGGAGGGAAGGAGAAGGACAAGGAAGGAGACAAAGAGAAAGACGUGAAGGAGGAGUUUGCAGAAGCUAUGAGAGACUUAAAGAUUCAGUGGAUGACAAAGUUGGACUCCAGCUCCAUUUAUGAUGAACUGAGGGAAAACUACUCGGAUUACCUUCCCCUGCACGUGCAAAGACUGCACCAGCUGGACUCUGAAAAGGAGCGUGUAAAACGUCUCAGAGAGGUGUUAUCAGCGGCUGACAUUGUCAUCUCCAGCAUCGACCAGACGGCUUUGGCUGUUUACCUCACCAUGAAGACAGACCCUCGGCCUGAUGCUGCUUCCAUCAAGACUGACAUGGAGAAGCAGAAGUCGUCUCUGCUGGACGCUCUGUGUAGGAAGGGCUGCGCUCUGGCGGACCAGCUCCUGCUGCCCCCUGCGCCGCAGGACGGCGCCAUUGCUGUCACCACGGGACAAACGGCAGCAGAGGAGGUUGUGGAACAGGUGGCCAGCAGUUCUGACGACACCCUGCAGAACGUGGCUAAAGCCCUGAUGGAUACAUUUUGGGAGGUUCAGAAGUGGGCGGAGCUAACUGACUCCAAGGUGUUGAUGUUUUCAUACAAACACGCUCUUGUGAACAAGAUGUAUGGCCGAGCCUUAAAAUACGCCUCAAAGAUGUUGGAGGAGAAGCCCAGCAAAGAGAACAUGAGGAACUGCAUCCAGCUCAUGCGCCACCUUCGAUGGACACACUGCGCCACCUUCAGCGAGAACUGGCUCCCUGUCAUGUACCCCGCAGACUACACGCCAUUCUAAGAGCACACACACACACAAGCACACACACAAGCACACACACCCGCAUGAGCAGCAUGGCCACACACGGUCCAUUACAUGGUUACUUCGAUAUCAUGUCCCUCAGGGUCCCAUGGUCUAUGCAUCUGGUUUUUCAAAAUACAAACACCAAAAUGAAGGACAACGCUGAGUGUAAAUGGUGUGGUGUCUUUGACACCUUUAAGGCAAAUCCUGUCUUUAAAUGUGUUGUUGAACAUCACAUUUAUGCUCAAAAUCUUGCCACGGCGUGUUGAUACUGUAGCUCAAUGCUUUCUUUGCUGGGCGUUGUCCUCUAUUUUGGUGUCAUCUUUGAAGGCUUUCACAUGCACCCAUUCUCAGCUGUCCGGACUCCAUAUCAUACAAAAAAAACAAACUGUCUUGUGUAAAUACUGUAAAAGGGCCAGUGUGGACUUUAAAGACUUUAAGUCUUUAAAAAAAAAAAAAAAAAACCUGUUCCCCCAUCUACUCACUUUCAAAAAAUCGACAGCAGGAGAAAAACUGGCCAUUAUGAUACUUCAGUGAGAAGACAGGAGGACUUGCUGCUGCACAAUGUUUGGAUAUAUGAGGGCACGCAGACUCUGCCUGAUCCCUGAAUUGAAAGGGAGGCUUGGACAGAACUUACUAUCUUUUUUUUUUUUCUUUGUGUUUUGGUUGUUCCAGCCAGGCCGGGUUGAUAAAGUUAACAUUUAGUCUUGUCUGUCUUUUUAGGCUCUGACUCGUGUGUACACAGUCUCAAAACACAAAACAGUGUUGAGGUGCCUUUCUACAUGUACCUUACCUUCUUCUGAUGGGAUUAUAGACCGUAAGCGGGUUUUGACCACCGGAAGUUGCAGAAUCAGUAGCUUCAGUCAGCGCUCAGCCGCUUGCAGUCAUUUCACCCAUCAGCCUUUUGGUGUCAAAUGUGGAUUUAUAGCUCGUAUCGGUAGUAUGAUGCAUCUGUUCGCUGUAUGCAGGCUGUCAGUGACUUGUCAGGUAAUAGGAAGCCACAAACACACUUUCUCGGCUUCUGCUUACGUCCAGAGGUGUUUGCCCACCCACUUCAUACUACUGUUUACCUGAGCGGCACAUUUGACGACCAUCUAACAGACCUCACUAACAUAACAGAUGCAGUUGUGGGCAGCGUUAGGAUGUUCAGAUCAGAUUUCAUUGUAAAAUGGUUACACAGUGUUAGACAUUUUUCUGCAGCAUUCAGAAUGUUGCAUUUGUACACAGUGUCAUAAAAUAAUGUACAUACACAUAACGUAACAAAUAUUAAGAUGCAAUAGGUAUAUAAUACAAAUAUUAUUCUAAUUGAUGUAUUUUGCAUAUAUGCAUGUCUUCUAGGAUGUAAGAAAAAAAAAAAGUUUUAUUUGGAAGCAGAUUUUAGUUUGUUUCAAUUUGAAAGAUUUUUAAUCCCAAACAAGAUUCUGACGAUAUCCACUGUUGUUAUUUUCAUGAGUGUGUGUCUGUGAAUGACUUUACGUGUAAUUGUGAGCAUAUUUGUGUACAUGCACAUUUCUUCACAACAGAACUGAAAUAAUAGCCAUUUAAAGUGG
Morone saxatilis (striped sea-bass) is the source of this 5456-nucleotide messenger RNA. It is a transcript of the gene tpp2, whose product is annotated as tripeptidyl peptidase 2. The record is from RefSeq and is a predicted model, not a curated record. Lineage: Eukaryota; Metazoa; Chordata; Actinopteri; Moronidae. The transcript is spliced from 29 exons. Gene Ontology annotation, biological process: proteolysis. Gene Ontology annotation, cellular component: cytosol. The coding region runs from base 73 to 3906 and encodes 1277 amino acids. Gene Ontology annotation, molecular function: tripeptidyl-peptidase activity; serine-type endopeptidase activity.